AUGCUGCUGUUAUUAUUGUUGUUGUUACACUUUUUCAUCCAUAAUAGGUGGCUUCACCAUUCAAAUUUCAGCUCGGCUCCACUACCGACAUAAGCCUUUUUUACCGUUACCUUUAAUAAUUAGUAGCAGGUUGAAUGUUAUCAUACCUAUCCUACGAACGUAUAUUUAAAAACAAAACAAAAAAAACCCCUAUAAAUUUUGUUUCAUCAUCAUCAUCAUCACCUGCAGUGUGCGCCGUAGAGCAGAGGUAAACUGCCCCGGCGAGUCGACAUUCUUACCCGGUUUCGAUUCCCACUCACGCCGCUAACACUUAGCAAUGAGCUAUGUGAACGUUGCACAAUCUCAUUUGCUUUCUUCUAUAAAUAUGAAGUCUUGAGUUUCGUCAGAAGAAAUUGUCGAUCUUAUCAUUGAAUCAACAGUGGCCAUAUUGUCUUUAAAAAAAGAAAAAGAAAACAAAAGCAUUAAUUACUCGUAACGUAGUUAAGAUGAGAAGUUUUGAUGUAAAUUAAUUAUCUUUCUUAAUAGCAUUUACCUAUUUUCACCUGAAUCGAAUGUUCGAUCCAGGUGUUCUUACAGAAUGAUUCCACUCCAAAUCGCCAUUGCUUUUUUUUUUUUUCGAGAUUCUUUCGACGUUUUGAUGAUAAAGAAAGAAAAAAGUUGUUACGUGAUAUAAAUUUAUUUUAUCUUGCAAUGACACGAUCCUGUAGGAAUACUUCGAACCACGUAUCAUUCUGUGAGAUAGACUGUCUGCUCCAACCCUGCAGCAUCCGUUCAUCAUUAACUUAGUUUUUUUUUUUUCUAUUUUAAAAACACUUGAUGAAAGAAAAAAAAUAUGACGAAGCGAUCUUUAAUAAAUGUUACUGCUGUAAAAAAGACAUGUCCAGACGUUGACGAUCAUUGACAAGUGUAGGUUUUAAAAGACAGUCCUCUUUCUUUCGUUAAUCAACUUUCCUAAUUACUUUAUUUAUUUAGUGUUAUUAAUCUCUCUCUAACGGUAUCUCACACUUCCUGUUUGUUUUCAACAUGGCUGACUGUUAAUUACAGGUGAAUCUGCAGGUACUUGCAAAUAACUUACCACUCAUAAUAUACAGGAUGCUCUUCAACACUUCCAGUUGCCACAGCAGGUUUGAGAAUCACUACAUACAGAAAGGAUGAGAGAGUAUCUUUGACUGAUUGAGUAUAUGAUUGAAAUAAGUUCCAACAGAUGUCCAUUUAGUCAAACAACCGAACAGAUGCUGCUGUAUAUUGAAGCAAUCCAGCCUUUUGAAAACAGGACUGAAACAGGCUGCUGUGAGGACAGCUGCCAAAUAACAGUAAAUGAUCUUAUCAAAAGCUUUUAAUUGAUCCAUAUUGAUUAGAGUCCCACUGAAACCAAGAUUGUUACCCAUCCUUUCUACAAUGUUGGAGGUCAUGCAUAAAUCUGCCUGGGAUCAUACAAUUCUCUAUUUCAGUAACAUAAGCUAUGUACAAAAGUGAACAGGUGUAUAUCACAGUACAGGAAUCCAACUUCAUGCUGCUGUCUCAACAUUGAAAUCAUCCACAGUGUGUAAACUCUUUUAUAAGUUCCUGCUUAUGAGUGAAACCAGCUGCUACAAAUACUGGUCACGAUGUCUUUUAAAACUGAAAAGCCUUUCUUACAGACAUUCCCAACUGCAAGUAACUUUGUACGAAACUCAGAUCCAACGUCCAUUACUGUUGGUCAGCUGAAUUAUGUUCAACAACCUUCGCAGCGCUCACCAACACAAUUCCCACAAAUUGAUGUCACACAGUUUGACUUUGCUCAGCAGACUCAUAUAAUCCACGGUGCAGAUGCGAGUCACCUGAUGUUUAUUCCGCAGCAGCCAACAGAUGAUGAUACUGCAACAAUUCAGUUUCCUACAUCACAAACUGGUAAGUUAGAUAUAGAGUUCUCACAUCAAAUGGAUUUGAAAUCAGGAACUCUUGAAUUCCCUGAGCAGUUAGAUGCAGUAGCAGCACAACAGUUGUCCUAUCCAGUUCAAAUAAAGAAUGAACCAGAGGACAUAAAUAAUUUGAGUUCCGUUGUAAAACAAGAGCAAAUUGACUUCAGUGAAAUGGUGAAGAGCGAGAAGUCUGAUUUAGAUUUCGACCAGUUGAGCAAACAGCAGCUUGACUUUGGCCAGUCUGUCACUGUGGAUGAUAAAGUUCAAGCAAUAAGCCAGUUUGGAUUUGCACAAUCAAUGGGAGAUGCUGAACAGAUGGAUCUCAUUCAGCAUAACGAAAACAAGUUGGAACAAUUAAAUUUUAACGAACCAGUGAAACUCAAGACCGAACAAUUAGAUUUUGUUUCACAGGUAAACAAUACUGUGGGAACACAUUGUCAAGUUGAUUUUGCUUCUCAAGAACAAGUUAAAACUAUGUCUUUGGAUUUCCAAACCCAGCAACAACAGCAGCAACAGCAACAGCAGCAACAACAACAACAGCAGCAGCAGCAUCUAGUUGAACCGAAAAUCGAAGAGAUAAGUUUUUCGCAAACAUUGCAGCAUGUCCCUCAGCCUCAAAACCAAAUUGACUUUAAUCAAUCACUUGAUAGCAACACUGCCAGACAGCUGGAAUUUGGUCAGCAUGCCCCUCCUCCACCACCACCACCUCCUCUUCCUCCUCACCAAACUCAUCCACAUCAUCAUCAUCAUCAUCAUCAUCAUCAUCAUCCCCACCAUCAACGCAUGGCAGCAGAUAUAAAUGCUGGCCAACCCCCUGGUUUCCCACAGCUUCUGGACACCAAAACAGAACAGCUUCAAGCGAAGCUGUUAGUGUGCAAGCACUGCCAAAAGACGUUUUAUAGUUCUGAGGAGCUGCAACAACACAUGAAGAUGCAACAUACUUCUGAGAGUGAAAACCUGAACAGCAGUCGAUGUAGCAGCGCUAGCACUGUUGGUGGUGCUUGUACUACAAAUAGCAGCGGAGAAAAACGCUACACCUGUGAGUAUUGCAAGAAAACCCUGUCUCGACUGUAUGGGCUGACCCAGCACAUCAAAACCCAGCACAAUCGAGACAAGCUGUAUCAGUGUCAGUACUGUGAAAAGACAGCCACCUGCUUCAGUGAAUUACGGGAACACACUCGGUCGCAUAAAGUGAAUUCUUUUGAGUGCAAAUAUUGUAAAAAGAAAUUUCCUCGCACAUACAACUUAACAUUACACAUCCGCACUCACACGGGUGAGAAGCCUUUCAGCUGUUCCUUCUGUGACAAAACAUUUGCUCGUAGCAGUAAUUUGGUUGUUCACCAGAGGACUCAUACAGGAGAACAGCCGUUUCAGUGUAAAAGCUGCAAAAAGUCUUUUUCAUAUUCAAAGCAACUUAAGAAGCACACCCUUACCUGCAAACCACCGCUACCACCAGCUCCAGCAGCACUUAUGUGUGAUGGCAACACUGCACUUUUAUACAAUGGUGGUGUUAUAGCAGAGAAUGGCCUUGGGCCAGUGCCUAAUCCUAUUAACACCUGUGAUAUCAAUUCUUCAAUAUCAAAUGAUAUCAACUUAGUUUCCACCACAUCUUCUGGUGUCACUAACACAAGUGUUGCUGUCAAGUUACCGAGCAACUGCAACCUUACAAACAGCGUGUCUUUGUCUUUGCCAACACCAUACUCAAAUCAAACAAACGUGGAUACCAAGCCUGUUGUGAUUAAUUUAAAUAGAACAAACCAUCAAUUGGAACCUUUUGGCAGCAAUAGCAGCACCAAUAGCAAUAGUGCUGCUAACUCUAACCACCUCCCCAAUCCAAACCCAAGUGAAGUACAAGUGAAGCAGGAAUUUACCAAUCUUUACCCUGCAAAUCAAGUCCCACCGCAGCAGUUUUGUACAUACAAUGGCCAGUCAUUCACCUACAGAAAACAAGAGAAUUUCCUGAGCAAUGUUGAUGCACAACAGCCUUAUUAUGCCCAGGAUACGAUGGUCAUGAGACAGGAUUACAUCAGUAACAGCCAAAUGUAUGCACCCCCUCAACCCUAUACCAACCCCACACCCCCUAACCAAGAGGAAAUGAUCACGUAUAUAAAUUUAUAACAAUUUCCAUUUUGAAUAUUUAGCAAGUUAAUAUUUUUUUUUAGUGCUUUUCUCUCUCACUCUCAUUCUCUCUCUCUAUCAUUUUGGUUUACUUUUUUUUUUCCUUCUUUGAAUUAUCAAAUUUAUAAAAAGUUGCUUUCAUAUCAUUGGGAGAUGUAAAACCAGAGUGAAGAAAGAAUUGUGAAUAAUGGAAUUUUUUUCAGGAAAAAAAAAAAAGAAAGAGAAAGAACAGAGAAAGAGAGACAAGACAAAAAAUGUUAUGAAGAUAUUGGAAACCUAAAAAUCCUUUGAAAAGGAAGUGGGGGCGGGGACAGAAUUUUAAAAAAAUACUUAAAAAUAUAAAACAAUGCUGUGUUUUAACAGUAUCUUCUAUUUGUGAUCUGGGCAUCUUAAAUGCCACUUGAAAUGUAUUUUAUUAUCAUUUGGCUUUUAACUGAUAUAGAAUUGCUUUGUUUUACGAUAUUAUAGCUGUAGUGUUUUGGCCUUUCAUUACCCAACAAACAGAAUUUUGUAAAAAGUUUAAAAACUCAAAAAAAGUUUCUUCUCUUUAGUUUUUGCUGACUGUCAUCUCAGAGGGCUAGUCUUUCUAUUUCUCUUUCUCUCUCUAUAUAUCUCACCCAAACCAGUAUUAUCUUCACGCAGUGGGUCUUUGAUAAAUAUUUGAUGGUAGAACUCAGAACCUAAACUCAGUGCCUUUAGUUACAGAGAAAACAGAAAACAUUUACAAAAUAAAAAGAAAGAAAGUUAAAAUUGAAGGAAGUAAAUUCAUCUCUCUCUCUCUCUCUCUCUCUCUCUCUGUCUCUCUCUCUCACCCUCCCUCUUUUGCCAGUAUUCUGUUUCAAUCUCUUCACUUUAUAUUAUUGAUCUAAAAAAUAGUGAUAUUUUACAUCAAAUUUCUGUCACUUUAACACCCAAUACAAAUUAGAGAAUCAGAAUAACUUAGUUUCUCCCUUCUAUAUAAAAGUACAAAAUAUAUUUCUUCGCCUUUAUAAUAAGCAUACAAAACCAAACUGAUUUUUCUACUAUAUAAAUUAAAGGAAGGUUAUUUUUCUCCUCUGUUUUACAUCCAUAUUUUCAUGCUUGCAUGACUAGAGCAAUAUAAUGUCUUCCUGUGUAAAUUAGAGUAAAUUAGAUAUAAUUAAUAUCCUUUAUCCUAUAUGGGCUAGAAUACACAAAAUCUUCCUGUAUUUGUCUACAGGAUAUGUUCUUAUUUCUAUCUUAUUAAUAUAUUUUCUCUAUUCUAUCUUCGCUGUAUACACCAUAUUAAUUUCACAGUUAAUGGAUAGCGAUUUGGAGAAUCGGUGGGGUUAUGGAAUCAAAAGAAGACAGUAUCAAAAUCAAAGGCUUCCAUUGAUGUAAAAUUAUUGAAACUAGAUAUUGAACAAAUUUUACAUAUUUUCUUUUGAAUGAAAAUUAAAAAAAAAAAAAAUUUGAAAUGAAAUUCACUGAAAUUUCAAAUUAUGUGUCUUAUCAAAAAUUUGUUACCCUGCUUCUAACAAAGAGGGAAUCUGUUAUUAUUUUAAAAUUUUUUUUUCUAACCUUUAGUGAGCAACAAAAUUACAAUUUGUUAAUUAUGUAAUAAUUGCAAAGUUGUUCUUAAAACUACUUGAUGGCCUUCACUUCACAUAAUCUGUGUAUUUAUAUCAAACUUAUGUUUGCUGUUUCACUCCAAAUAGAUUUUCAACAAGUAAAUUGUACAUACAUAUGUAAGCACUCAUGCACAUACACAUUACAGCCAUACACAUACAGAAAAAUUAACUGAAAUUCAUCAUCAUCAUUAUUAUUAUUAUUAUUAUUAUUAUUAUUAUUAUUAUUAUUAUCAUCAUCUUCCUUUUAUUGAUUUUUUUUUCAUAAAUGAAUCUCAUGUAGAAAAGAUAAUGAAUCAUUUCUUUCAUCUUCUCACCAAGUAUUGCUUGUAAAAAAAAAAAAAAAAAGAACCCUGGUUUUGUGCCUUGACAAUUUGUCCAGUUUAAGAUUAUCUUUUAAAGAAUUUUAAAACUGUUCAAAAAAAUCUUUAGACAUCAUUUUUUGUUUAUUUGUUCUGAAACAAUCAGUAUGUGCCUCUCUGGGUUGAGUCACAGUAAGCAGACAGUUCUUUGCAUUAUUCCUCAAUCCAGAACAUUCAUUUUGAAUAUUUCAACUAUUUUUCUCUUCUUUUAUUUCUAGUGUCUUCUUUUUUUUUUUUCAUAGUCAGAGUAUUUCAAAAAUAUUUUUCAAUUUCAAUAUUUUUGUAAUGGCUAUGGAAGUGAAAUGGUUUCUGCAAGUGUAAGGAAGCUGUGAUUGUUGUAACUAUCCAUGUGAGCUAGGGGUUGGUAUAUCAUCCUUGACAAUGGCAUUUAACUCUCAAUGGCCUCAUCCAUCUCAGUGAUGGGGAAAGUACCAUGGUGCUGAUUUCAAAUCUUCCUCUGAAUUACACAAAGAGGAAGUCUUUGGUGUUAACUCCUCAGAAGGAUAUGUGAUGUUGCAUUAAGGUACAAAUGAACCUGUCCAUUAGAGUGAGUGUCUUCAUGCUUGCGAAAAUCUGUCUGGACUGUCUUAUAUCUUAGGAAAACAACUUGUUACCCAUAUUUUUCAAGGCCUUGAAGUGUUUUUGCAAUUCAUAUUUCAUUCAAUCAAAUCUUCAGUAUUUAUUUCUACUUGAAACACCUUUUACAUCUGUUUGCUUCCUUUUACAUCUGUUUCUCUCCAUUGAUGUGAAUUCUUUUUUUCUUUUUGACAAGAAUCUCAAAAACAGUCUAAUCAGAAGUUCGGUUCUCAGUAUUCUCAUAUUUAUAUUUUAUUUAGCUGUCUGUUGGAAUGUUUUUUUUAAAGAAAAAAGAGACAAUUAUAGAAAAAUUCUGAAAUUCACAAAUAUAUUUCUACAUUUGUAUUAAAUUAUUGUCCUGGCUUUGGUUUAUUUUUAUUUUCCAAUAUUUUGCAUCAGAUUUUUCUUUACACUGUAACAUGUUAGCAUAGGUUGGAUAGUUUUACAAAUUUACAUAAUAUACUAGAGUUGAUACUUUUUACCUUCCAGUUGCCUUUCAAAACACUUAAAAAUUCAUUCAACUUUUGUCAUAACAAACUCACAGGAAAAAAUUGUAUUUAUUUGAGAAGAUUUAUUCCUCAUUAAAAUUUUCAUUAUUCAUCUUAUUUAGAUUUCUGGUGUGUAAUCAGGAUGUAUAACAUUUGGCAAAGUCUGCCUUAAUUAUAUCAUUUCAAUGAAUUUUAAUUAUGACAUUUGAGAACCUGCCUAUUUGGGUAGCUUGUAUUUCUAAAUUCUAAUGGAGUGACUUGAUUUUAUUAAAUAAAUUUCUUACAGCUGACUUAUUAAAUGACUGUAUAUUUAUAAAUUGGCUGAAUGAAAGAGAAACAUUAUAGAAAUGUAUUGACUCAAAUUUCAUAUAGUUCACCCUGAAAGUAUAACCAUGUUCAUCUUAUAAUUAUUAACAGUAUUCAGUGGAAGGUAAUUCAAAGACAAUCUUCAUCUGAGAUGAUCUUUUGUUUUAGAUAACUCUAGUAGUUCAUAUCAGUAUUGCAUGUAAAACUUGCUUUAUAUAUAUAUAUACAUACACACACCUUAUGUAUUUAUAUAUCCUAUAUAUAUUUGAAUAUAUGUAUGGUGGUUUAAUUAAGACUUUAGCUCUUAUUUCUAGCAGGUGUAUGCUUUUAUGCAUCCUUACGCUUCAUGCAAAUUUGCACUUUAUAGCUAAAUAAUGCUCUUUGCCUGCAAACCACCCAUGUUACUACUGUUGAUAGCAUCAGUUUUAGAUUUUAUCCACGAUGAUAUUAACAGUAGUGACAUAUAUAUAUACACACACACACACAUAUAUAUACAAUUACACACACACACACAUAUAUAUACACACACACACAUAAAUAUAUAUAAAUAUAUAUACAUGCAUACACACACACACGUAUAUAUAUAUAUAUAUACACACACACACACACACACACACACACAUACAUAAACACACAUACACACACACACACACAUUACAUGGAAUGCCAAGCUCCCCUGUAAAUAUAUUCCCGAUUGAUUAUUUUC
Molecule: messenger RNA, 8043 nt
Organism: Octopus bimaculoides (California two-spot octopus)
Lineage: Eukaryota; Metazoa; Mollusca; Cephalopoda; Octopoda; Octopodidae
Biological process (GO): regulation of transcription by RNA polymerase II
Cellular component (GO): nucleoplasm
Molecular function (GO): RNA polymerase II cis-regulatory region sequence-specific DNA binding; DNA-binding transcription repressor activity, RNA polymerase II-specific
Source: RefSeq, a predicted model, not a curated record